Anneissia japonica is the source of this 313-nucleotide messenger RNA. Its product is annotated as CUB and sushi domain-containing protein 2-like. The transcript has 2 exons. Lineage: Eukaryota; Metazoa; Echinodermata; Crinoidea; Comatulida; Comatulidae. The annotation marks the transcript as partial. The record is from RefSeq and is a predicted model, not a curated record.
GCAUUUACAGGUAAUGUAUAUCGGAUGGAGUUAAAAAACGUCCGAGAUCAAGACUCUGGGACGUAUGUCUGCCUGACACCAUUUGAUUCAAAUCGAGGCAAAGUUCACAUCGAAGUCAUCCCCGCGUGUGAUGAUCCGGGAAUUCCCGAAAAUGGCUUCCGCACUGGCGAUGAUUUUACUCUUGGCAAAAUUGUUGUGUUCUGGUGUCCAGAAGGAACAACAUUAAAUCAAAAUGAUCGUCGAAUCAUCAUCAGAUGCAUGUCUAUAGAUAACGUAGCACAAUGGACGGAUGAGACACCAAUAUGUUUUAAAA